Molecule: messenger RNA, 2353 nt
Organism: Amoebophrya sp. A25
Lineage: Eukaryota; Dinophyceae; Syndiniales; Amoebophryaceae
Source: the annotation of a GenBank genome assembly
UAUGAUCUCAUCUUAAUGAAAUCGUACAGGUUGGUGGUCGUCGUGCAUUUUCAUGACAUAACUUGUUGCAUCUUUAAACAAACACACUCCUGCAUUAAUAACGAUAAAAAGAGAUUAUCUCUUUCUCCACUGCAAGAAUGAUGACAAGUAAUAAAUUAAUAAGUCGAUCCACAUUCACUCGUCUUCUACAUCUACGCCUACGUACUAUUGCAACAUUUUUUUUUAGAAACGUCCCUCCUCAGAAAUUCUUCUAGUAUUACUUAAUUCGUUCACGCUGUUCUCGAGAAAAUUUAUGAAAACUUUUCUUGUCUUUAUACUUGCAAGUAACUACAAGUACAACAGUCCCUUGAUUAUCCCUCCAUCUUGAUUUGUCCUUGAACAAACGGAGCUACAAUACAACAUCGGCAAGAUGACAUUGACUUUGACGUUGAGCACGUCCCCCUCGUGGCAGGGAACAAAUGCCGUUUUGCCUACAAGCAGGAACAGAUGCUUCUUUCUCCGCUCCUUCCUGAGGGGUUGCAUUGUGCUGUCGGCGCCUGUGCCAUUCGUGUCAGCGGCAAGUCCCGCCUCCUUGUUGCGCUCUCCUGGCGCACUGAGACGCUGCUCUGCGCGGGACAAUCUUGCCAGCUUGGCAGAAAAAAUGCCGGCAGUAGAACCUAAACCUGCUCAACACAAAUCGAAAUCCUCCCCCUCAUCCGUUCGGCUGGCUGCGACAGCCGCAGCUACUCUUGUCGGGAGGCUGACGGAAGGAGCAAGUACCGAUAAUUAUCUGAGGGCUUGUUGCGAGCGUAGAAGGAAAGCGGCUUACGACAAGGACGAGGAUGACGAGAAAGAUGAUAUCUCUCAUCUUGAUGAAGAUGACGAUGAAGGUGACAAUAGAUUCGAUAUUCUCGGAGGUAGUAGAAGCAUGAAGCCGAAAAUUCCGGAAGAUGCACGUUUGCAGAUGAUGAAGACUCCAGAAGAUAUACGUUUCCUAGAAUGUCUCGCAAAGAACUUGAAAUUCUACCAAGAAACGGAUAGGGUCGUCUUAACACAUGAUCAUCAUAUUAACGCGUUUGCUCCUACUAAAAAGGAACAAGAAAUAAAGCCCCAAGAAAGAGUUCACUCAGGAGCGGCCCCUCAACCUGUGGCCAACAUCAUGCUUAUUUCCAAGAGCUCGCUGCUUGAGCAAAGUAGUAGAACAGGUUAUCCGACUUCUACAACUGAUGUUGAAGAUGAACAAGUCGCAUUUGAGGUUGAUCACCCUCGUUUCGAUGCUCUGGUAGGAAGUGUUGUUGGUCAUCAUCUUGAUAUUGGAGAAACUGGCGACUUUCAGUACAUUGUAAAGCUGGACGUUGACGUUGACGAUUAUAAAGCACUGGACCAGGAGGACGAGGUAGAUGUCAAAGGCCAUCAACUACAUCUUCUUAGUACUCCUCGAAUUAUCUUCUAUCCUUUUCAGUCUUGCACAACGUGCGUCCUGCGUUCGCAAAAAAGCGUCCGUGCGGCCACAGAGAAAGACGAGAGAAAAGAGGAACUUCGGCGGCGGCAGCAAGAAUCGUGGAAAGAAGAGGAGCAAAGGAAAAGGGAGCAGGAAAGCCAGGCUGCUGAACGCAUACUGGUCAAGGAGAUGAAGCAAUUGAAUUUGAAUAAUGGACAUCCGGAAUUCCGGGGACCUCUAGAUGCUGAUUUUCUACACGUACAACAUGCAGCUAAAGGUAAAGGAGAGAAGAGCACAUCAGAAGAUAAUACUUGCACUAAGAGUCCGGCAUUGAGUUCUACUUCGUCGAAACAGACGGAACCAACUACAACGCCGCACACGCACUUAAUGGAAGUUUUGAAUAUUGGAGAAGGAUAUACCGGCGAAGAUUCAUCACCGCCUCCUACAAAAGAUUCUCCUGAUUCCUCCCCGAGCAGUACCAAUAGUAAUGCCAGUACUUCUAGUUCCACUUCUUCAGCGGAGCCAGAUGAAGAUAAAGAGCAUCAACGGGACUGCCCCAUGAAGGUUAGUGGAGGAAAGAUGACGAAGACCAGUAGUCCUGACGCAAAAGAGGCAAGCAAAAUGAUCUUCGCGGAACGACCGGUAUUAAAAGUCGAUGGUGACACCAGACCCAGGGCAAUCUUAGGGAAAAUAGGACUAGGAGAUCGAGAUGUAGGAGAAAGGGAAGACAUUAAAGAUUUCAACAUCAUCAACGCUUGCCCUUGCAGCCAAGCAGAUAACAUUAGUGAAGGAGGACGAGAACCUUGUGCUGACUGUGAUAGAGAAGACAUUACUAUUGACCCUGAACAAAAAGAGAAAAGGCGGGUGCCGACGUCGUUUUCGGAAGGAUGCAAAAAAAGCAUGGCGCAGGCGCAGCUUAGACCAAGGAGUUGA